Molecule: messenger RNA, 1671 nt
Organism: Penicillium oxalicum
Lineage: Eukaryota; Fungi; Ascomycota; Eurotiomycetes; Eurotiales; Aspergillaceae
Product: CocE/NonD family hydrolase
Exons: 1
Coding region: 1-1671 (556 amino acids)
Molecular function (GO): dipeptidyl-peptidase activity
Source: RefSeq, a predicted model, not a curated record
AUGUUGCCUCGAGCAGUGAAACGCAACUUCUCGGCGGCAAGCCUGGACUAUCUCGGCGCUCGGUAUGUCAGCGCAGGCCCGGAACUAUGCAGCUACACCACGCAGCCUGUCCAGAUCCCCAUGCGUGAUGGAAUCAAACUCGCGGCGGACUUUUAUGCCCCAGAGCUACCAGCCGGGAAAGAUCCGGCCGGACUGAUUUUAAUUCAGUGCUGUUACGGCCGCGGCUCGGGCAUAUCGUUCAUCAAUGCUCGUAUCUAUGCUGCUCGAGGGUUUCAGGCGCUCUUCGUGAGCACGCGCGGCACGCAUGGCUCGGAAGGCGUUUUUGACCCGGGCAGCAGUGAACGACUCGAUAGCCAAGAUAUUGUGGUCUGGAUUCGACAGCAAUCGUGGUAUCGGGGCUCGUUUGCAACUCUGGGCGCCUCUUACUUGGGAUAUAGCCAGUGGGCGCUCUUCCGGGACCCUCCAGAAGAUUGCGUGGCGGCUGUGAUCCCGGUGGCGCCGCAUGACCAGGCGUUGCAUGCAUGGGGAACAGGGUCCUUUCGUCUGGAUCGUGCAACGUGGAGUGAUACAAUGUCCAAGAGGGAGGAUGAAAAGGGCAGUUUCAUCUCCCGACUGGCAAACGUCCCCGGCCUGAGUUUCCUACGGUCGCCCGAGCUUGAACAGGUAGUCGCAAGUCUACCAUUGGAGGCUUCGCUGCAGAAAUACUUUGGAGAUCGAGCGCCUUGGCUCUUUGAGUAUCUGGCCCACCCGAGGAUUGAGGAUGAAUACUGGAAUGCGCGUCGACAUCUAGAAUCUCUUGACCGUGUCAAGAUGCCCAUUCUUCUCAUCAGUGGAUGGUAUGAUACGUUCACGAAACAAACACUACAUCAAUUCAGGCACCUGAGGAAAAGAGGCGUGAACGUAAAUUUGAUAGUUGGUCCCUGGACGCAUGUCCAGGGUUCUGGUCUGUACUCGAUGCCCGAAAUCCUAAACUUCCUUGCCGAGCACGUGGCAAAGAACGGGAGAUACCAGCAUCCUCCCGCACGAAUCUGGGUCACCGGCGCGGACGAAUGGCGAUCAAUGUCAGAUUGGCCUCCACCAGCGCAACUGAGGCCUUUCUAUCUUCAAGACCAGAGAGGCCUUGGGUCGGUGGUGCCAGUCCAAGAAGCAAAGCCAGCUUCUUUUGUCUUCGAUCCUCUGAAUCCAACCCCGAGUCUCGGCGGCAAUCAAAUGUCUUCCGGCGGACGGGUAGACGACAGUGCUUUGGCGGGCCGAUCAGAUGUGCUGGCCUUUACGAGCGAGCCAUUAUCCGAAGACCUUGAGGUUCUGGGCGCCCCGACCGUGUAUCUGAUGCAUAGUACCGAUCCGCCUUUUGCAGAUUUGUUCUUGCGACUGUGUGAGGUUGACAUCCACGGCGUGUCGCAUAAUGUGACAGAGCUAUAUCAAGCUCUCGAACCCUCCCGUGACACAUCUCAACUUCUGAUUUUGAAGUUGCAAGACUGUGCCCAUCGAUUCCAAGCGGGGACCAGAGUAAGACUGUUAGUCGCUGGAGGCUCUUUCCCCAUGUACGCGAGAAAUCUCGGAACGUCGGAUGAUCGUGUGCGAGGUCAGAAAACGGCUACUCAAGAGCACACCAUUACGAUUGCCGGCGGUGUGUCGCAGCUUGUCUUGCCCGAAUAUCAAGUUGCUUGA